CCAUCCUGCAUCGUCAUGGUACUCACUCCGGAUGCAGUUGUCAUGGAGAUGGGGGAGAGCUCGGCGUCCGCUGCCGGCACUGUUACCAUGGAGACCUCGGGCUCGGCGGAGCGGGCAGAACCGGACCGGAUCGGCGUCCCUGCGGUCCGGAACAGAAAGUACCGGGUGCUGAUCGCGAUCGGAGAGAUUUCCACAGAAUAUCACCUGGAAGCGGCGCGCAGUCAGAUCACAGGAGGUCUGCUUUCCUGGAACGUCGACCUGUCUGUCUGCGACCUGAAUAAGGAGCUGCAGCUGUUCAGGAACAGACACACCGCUCAGUUUUCUCCUCAGGUCAAAGGUCAGCGAACGCUGCGGUACCAGAGCGACGUCCUGCAGACGGUGGUGCUGGUGAACCCGGCACAGGAGGCCGUUUCUCUAGAGACAACUGCUCUGAUCACCGACACUGCUGCUAAUAAGUUGCUGAUUCUGAGCGGCCAGAGCUCCGACCAGGGAGGCGACAUUCUUCUGCAAAGUGGAGUCUUCGGUUGGCAACAGUUUUCUGACAUCAUCUCCAACCCUCAAGUUAUUGAAGUCUUGUCCAGAGCCUCCUCCCAGGUGCUGUCCAGGCUUACUGUUUCCUGUCAGGGAGACGGGGGCUGGAGCUCCCUGGGCCAAAGCCAGGAGCAGCAGCCACUGCUUAACAUUCUCGAGUAUUGCUUAAACCCAGAGCCCCAACUCCCCAACAUGGACGGGGUCACAGAGUUCACAGAGUAUGUCUCUGAAACGGUGGACGUACCGUCACCCUUCGAGCUUCUGGAGCCGCCGACGUCCGGUGGGUUUCUAAAGCUGUCCAAACCCUGCUGCUACAUAUUUCCUGGAGGCAGGGGGGACUCGGCUCUGUUCGCCGUCAAUGGAUUCAACAUCCUGGUGGACGGCGGGUCAGAGAGGAAGUCCUGCUUCUGGAAACUAGUUCGACACCUGGACAGGAUUGAUUCCGUCCUGCUCACCCACAUCGGUGCAGACAACCUACCGGGCAUAAAUGGGCUGUUCCAGAGAAAAAUUGCAGAGCAGGAGGAAGAGAAAAACCAAGGGUCUGGCUCUAGCAGUAAUGGUGACUGGAUGAAGAACUUGAUCUCCCCUGAACUUGGGAUUGUGUUUUUCAACGUCCCAGAGAAGCUAAAGAUGCCGGAGUCUACUCUUAAGGUAAAGCGAAGCAUUGAAGAGGCAUCUCUCACGCUGCAGUACCUCAAUAAGCUUGGCAUCACUCCUGAACCUCUUCACAGGAUAGUCAGUAACACUAUUGAACCAAUAACACUGUUCCACAAACUUGGUGUGGGAAAGUUAGACAUGUACGUCUUAAACCCUGUGAAGGAAAGCAAAGAGAUGCAGUUUCUGAUGCAAAAGUGGGCAGGAAAUAGCAAAGCCAAGACAGGAAUCAUGAUGCCCAACGGGAAGGAAGGAGAAAUAUCUGUGCCCUAUUUAACGUCAGUCACUGCUCUAAUUGUUUGGAUCCCACAUCGACCCACAGAAAAGAUAGUGCGUGUGCUGUUUCCUGGAAAUGCACCACAAAAUAAAAUCCUUGAGGGGCUUGAGAAGUUGAAACAUCUGGACUUCUUGCGAUUCCCGGUGGCCACUCAAAAAGACAUAUCAUCUGGAGCGCCACCUCCAAUCAUCAAGCAAACUAAAAUAAGGUCUAGAACAGAUAGCAAAGAGAGUCUCAAAUCUUCACCUAAACCCCAUGCUAAAGCAUCUAAGAAAGAAACUAGUGGGCAGGAGGAAGAGUCAAGAACUGAAGCCACUAAAGAGAAUAAAGUUGAAAAGAAAGAAGAGAAGAAACCCAAAAGUAAUAGUUUAAAAGCCACCAAACAGCAGAAAAACAGCGAAGUGGCUCCUGGAACCGAGAAGACGGCAAAAAAGAAAAUUUCCAAGGAAAAAUCUUCAAAACAAGAGAAAGCAUCUAAAAUGGAUGAAAAGAAAGACAAAGAGAAAAAAGACACCAAGAAAGAAAAGGUAAAGAAAGAUGAAAAAAUAAGAAAGGAAGACAAAAAAGAGAGUAAGGCAAAGGAAGACAAGAAGAAGGAGCCAAGUAAACCAGAGCUUAGAAAGAUCACCAAACCCGACCUGAAGCCGCUCACCCCUGAAGUGAGAAAAACCCUGAACAAGGCCAAGAGUCAGGCUAAACCCAAAACUGACAAAAAUAAGGCCGGCAAAGAGGAAACAAAUGGGAAAAAGCCAGUUCCAAAGAGCAUCCUGGAUGAGGUUGCAGCGGCAGCUCUGGCUGACAGGUCCAUUGUCUCCUCACCUGAGGACCUCACUGAGGACUUUGAGGCACUCAAACAAGAGGAGAUGUCCAUCCAGAAGACUGGAUCUGUCCAGAAUGAUGUGAUGCCUGGACCCCCAGAACACCUAGAUACUAAGGCUUCUCCUCAAGCUGUAACAAGUGAGAAACUAACAUCCUCAGCCACUGAGAUAAAGCCUGCUGGAUCUAAAUCCCCCAUCAUCCAAGAAGACAAAAAUGACAAACAAGUUACUGCUUCUCAACAAAAAGAUGUGAGUCAUGGCUUUGACAAGAAGUAUGAAGAGGAGAAAAUGGAGAAAUAUGACUUUUUCAAAGAAAAUGUGACUGACAGAUCAAAGAAAAGUGAGAGCUCAGAGGAGGAGGGCGAUGUGAUUGAAAAAGCAGAACUAGAAGGAACAGAAGAUGAUGAGGUCUUGAAAUUUAAAACAGAGGAGGUGAAGAAGGAGUGGGACGCCAAGCCAACAACCGCAGGACCCCUGCCAGCCUCUGCCUCUGAGCAGUUCUCCUUUAUCCAAGAUGAGACCAUACCUGGUUACUCAGAGACAGAGCAGACGAUUUCCGAUGAGGAGAUCCAUGAGGAAACUGAAGACAAGAUCCCACAACUGCGCUAUGAUGUGGGCUCCUACGACAUUUCUGUUCCAGAUGUUCCUGGUACAUUUGAAUCCAUGCAUGGUAUUAAAGAGAUGAAAAGCUCUGCAGUUUCUGAUGUUCCAGAUGUCAAACCUAAAGCUUUUGGCCAGGAGCCUGAGCUUGCGCCUUACCCUGCCAUAAUUGCUGCUCCUCUUGCAGAAGAAGAGCAUAUCUCUUCUGCAACAUCUAUCACAGACUAUGACAGACUGUCAUCUUUCGCCACAUCUGUGGCAGAGGACCAAUCAAUUGCCUCGGUGACGGCACCUCAAACAGAAGACGUUGGGAGGAAUUCACUCUUGCUGGACACGGUCAACAGCGCUCCAUCACGUGCGGAGGCUGCCCAAGGGAAAGACUAUCUCCAUUCAGCAGGCACCAUAUCCCCCACCUCCUCUCUGGAAGAUGACAAGUGCUUUAAGUCUCCAUCCUCUGAUGAAUACCAGCCUAACAUUCCAGAGAUAGAAAGUGAUGCAAAGACCAAAACCGUCCAUGAAGAAGAAGAUGAUGAAGAAGAGGAGGAUGAGGACCAAACUCCAAAUGUUGACAUCCCUCUGGGUAAACUUCAAGAGGGCUAUGAACAAGCUGCCUCACUGAUGCACCAGGAGCAACAAAAAUCUCCCUCUACUGUCAUUCCUGUGCAGGCCGUCAAGGAAGACCAGACUCUCCUCGGCACAGAAGCGUUUAAGGCUGCUGCUGAUGUAAAGCCUAUCUCACCCCCUCCACCUUUCUCCCCUGGGCUAGAAUCCCGAUCCAGGCAGGACAGUGAGGAGAGAUGCUUUAGUCCUGAUGACAGCACCAUGAAAUUGGCUUCACCCACACAGUCAGUGCCCACAAGUAGUGGCUACUCUCCAACAGAAGAAAAACCCUUUAAGCCAGAGGAAAAAGAUGAAGCGCUGCAUGCCAUUAAAGCUGACGCUCAGAAAACUGACCGAUCAGUCACCAUCUCAGACAAUACCUCCUUUAUUGGCUUGCCAGGCGACAAGACAGCUUUCGAAGCAUCGGAGGAAUCUGAUGAGGACAGUGAGGAUGACUAUUACACCAAAAAGGAGUUAAAGCCCACUUUAAAAGCUAAACUCAUGGAAGCAAAAGAAGGUUGCUUUUUAGAUGACGACUUUUCUUUCGAAGGAAAAUCUACAAAGGCAGAAUCAGAAGCUCUGAGUUCAGACAAGAUGCAGGUGUCCUUUAGCACAACGGAGAAACCCAAACCAAAAGUGAUGUUUUCUGAUGAAGAUGACAAAGAUGAAAAAGAUGAUGAUUUUCCAAGUGGGGUAGGUUCUAAAACCCUUUCAGAUGAAAAAGACAAAGGUGAGACAACAGAUGUUGCCAUUAAAGAGUCAGAGAAAAGUGUCCAUUUCAGUCUUUAUGAAUAUCCAGAGAAAGAGGGCAGAGAGAGCAGAGAGAGAGCAGUGUACACAAGACAGGAUACACCAUAUGUUCACGGAAAAACAUUCUCUUAUGGUGAUAUUUACGACAGCAAAACAAGCUCAGAGGAGUCUGACUUGUAUCGAGAGGAGUCCCAAGAUAAGGUAGAAGAAAAACCUUCAAAGGAUGAAGAAGAUUUGCACACACAUGAGUCUCCAUCACAAGACACGGUAUCGGACAAGGUGUUGGAGAAAGAAGAAAGAGGGUACUCCUCCUCUUCAUGGCCAGAGCCCAAAAGUACAUCAGCCACUGAUCAAUUUAAAACAGAUGCUAAAGAAAAAGAGACAUUUAUUUAUAGUCAGACUAGCCGUUUCCCUUCAGUUGCUGACCGACCUGAAGCCUCGACCACAUGUUUGUCAUCAGAAAAGGACCAAACUCUUGGCACAACGCCCCCAACAUUCCCCUCAGUCAUUUCCAGCGUCCCUUUAGCAUCAGGCUACAGCGAGAAAGGUGCCUGCUUAGAGAUUGAUAUGCGAAAGCUAACAGCAAGAGAUGAGGAAGAUUAUGAUGAUGAAGUUAUCGAUGAUGACGAUGAGGACGAAGAAGAUGAAGAGGAGGACGACGAAGAUGGCAUUGAUUCUGACAUGGAGAAAGGUGCCAAAGAGAAAUCUGAAAAGGAAGUACAAAGUCCAGUAAGUCAAAUGUUAGCCUCAAAGAGACCUGAGUUUAUGGUCUCUAUGGCAGGGUACGGUUACAACAGUCAGGGAAAGCCGAGCAUCACAGUAACCAGCUCAAGUUCAGUGACUACAGCUGAAUGUCAAGGUCAGGCUGACUCCUCCUGUGUCAGUGAAAAGCCAGUGGAGGUAGGGGCUACCAAUUUGUCUAGUUACUCUUCGGGUUUUGAAUACCCAUACAGAACCGAUGAAAAAGAGUCGUUUCUGUCAAGUCAGAGUGAAGAAAAAGAAAAAGACGACUUAUCUUCAAAAUCGAGAGUGGACAGUUAUCACCAAAACGAAACAGUUGAUACUGAAUUUGAUAAACAGAAGACACCAGAUAUUUUGAGUAAGAGCUCACUGGAAGCAAACUUUCAGUACACAACCACAGCUGCUGCCCCUGGCUACUCCUCAUCUUCAGCCUACAGCUACUCCUCCUCCACCUCAGGCUCCCUCUCCACCAGCCGGCAGUUUGGAGAGGAGCUGGAGACGCCUGCGUCCGCUGAACCUCUGUUUGAGUACUCCUCAUUUAAAGAUGAACAUUCGCUUGUUAUGGAUUCUCCCUUCUCCAGUUCAGCUGGUGCCAAAGAUGACUAUCUUGAAGUUUCUGAGAAGCAAAUCACUGUAGCAACAACAGCAGAGUCUAGCUUCAGUUUAACGCGCUUCUCACCUCUUAGUCCUUUUGAGGAGGUCAAGUCCUUCCCAACGGCCUCAUCUGUUGCUGUUGUUCAAGAGAAGAAGGACCAUGUAGCUCCAUUAUGUGGAGUCACUGAUAAAGGGCCUCAAGAUGACUGCUUCUAUAAACCUGAGUGGCCUGAAGAUACCAAGUUGGACGGAGCUGCUGGGUUUGGGGCCUCAGCGGGUCCCUUUGCAGACUUCUCUAUGAAUAAAGAGGCCGCCAGUGCUGCUCUGUUUGGUGUCACUUCCUCUCCUCGGCCUGACAUUGAAGGAAAGCAUUACUUUGAAGAGACUGACAGCAGUGAAGAGGAGGAUGAGGAGGCAUAUAUGCGUGAAAUGACUCAGAGGUCUCCUUCCAGUGCUCCAACUGGUAGUCUCCCAUUUUGUGACAAGCCAGCUGCUCCAGCCUUCAGUGCAAAGACAAGGGAUGCACUUCCAGAUGUUCUUGGCUCUUACAUGUCAACACCUCUCCAGACAAACAAGCCAGACACAACAAAUGGCCCAACAGAGGUAAGCACCAGGAGCACCCUUCUUACAGGGGAAACAGCAGCCGGAGCACCUUCAGGCUCAGCCAGAGUGGAGUCUAGAGAGGGAGCAGCAAGGUACGUCCGGAGUUCGUAUGAGUGGGAAAUGCCCAAGCCUCAGAUGGGGAUGGUACCUGGAGACUCCCCUCCUCAUUACCGCCAUGAUGACGAGUUUGAGGAGGAAUGUGAGAUGGAGCCAGAGCAUCCUCCUCGCCCACUUUCUCUUGCUUCACCAGAUCAGCCGUUCCGCUCACCAUUCUAUGCAGAAGAGUGCAGCCGAGGCGAGCAGGAUGAUGAUGAUGAUGAGGACAGUGAUCAGGACGUACCCAUUGGAGCAACCUCUUCUUACACCAGCCGCACCUCUCCUGGAUAUUCAUCCUCCGAAUUCAGGCAGCGCAAAGAAGACCUGUCACCAUCCUUCAUCAACCCCUGCAUGAGGCGACUUUCCAGUGAUGAGGACGAUGAGGAGGAAGGCCGCAGGAGCGAUCAGUCACAGGAAGGGGAUGAACAUGACCUGUCAGUCAAGAGGAGGGCUCACAAGCAACCCCAUAUUCACCAGUCCCACAGCAGGGACAGUAGCUCUCUGCAUCAGUCUGGUGGUAUGCCUGCAGGGAUGUGUCUGGCCACAGAGGACACUCCGCCCACCUCUGUCAGCGAGUCUCUACCCUCUCAGUCAGAGUCAGAUCUGCAUCCUGGCACUGAAGAGUACCCGUCAAUUACCGGUGAAGGCAACAUGGACUCAGAUGAGGAUGGAGAAUACAUGCCGAUUGAUAAAUCUGCCGCAGGGCGAGGUAGCAAUCAUUCUACCUCCAGGAGAAGCCAUGACCCUCCUCCUGCUCCCCUCCUGGACCGCUUCCCUCAUCCACCCCACCCAGAUGUCUGCAUGGUGGAUCCUGACUCUCUAGGCAAUGGCUCUCUGAAGAAGGAACCAAAAGCAAAAAGUCUGAAGAAGUCUUCAGUCAAAACAAAAUCAGCAUCUCCAGCCAGGCGUAAGAGGUCUCCAAUGCCUGUUAAACAGACCCCGUCACCUCGGAGUGCUUCGCUGAAGAAAAAGGACACAGACAAAAGCUCGCGCAUGUCUCGUCUGUCAGAUGGACAAGGCUCCAAGGAGGACGACCUCUCAAGAUCAAGCUAUAACCCCAGUAAAGGGCUGACAAACGGGGUCAAAACCAGCUCAGGUUCCCAGAAGUCCGGCACGGCAGCUGCUCCCGGCUUUCCAAUUUAUGUGGAUCUAGCCUACAUUCCCAACCACUGCAGUGCCAAGAACGUGGACCAGGAGUUUUUCAAACGCAUUCGCUCUGCGUACUAUGUAGUGAGUGGCAACGACGCUGCAGGAGGCGAACCUGGCCGCGCAGUCCUAGAUGCUUUGCUGGAUGCCAAAGCUCAGUGGGGAUCAAACCUUCAGGUGACACUGAUCCCGACCCAUGACACAGAGGUGACGCGUGACUGGUACCAGCAGACCCACGAGAGGCAGCAGGAGCUGAACAUCAUGGUUCUGGCCUCCAGCAGCACCGUCGUCAUGCAGGACGAAUCUUUUCCAGCCUGCAAGAUCGAGUUUUAGGAUCCCCUCUGCCUCCUCUCUCCAUAACCUCCCUGCUGUAGAUCUUUUCUGGCUCUUCUUUUCUGUAUCCUGAUGUGUCUCUGCUCCGGUCGUUUAUGCCGCACAGCGAAGCAGAGGCAGAUCAGGAGAAAGUUUUUUAGUGUUUUUGUUGAUUUUUAAGUUUGGUGUGACCAUCGCCAUUGGAGUCCCAAUGGUACUUUUCAGCUAGUCGUCAUUUCCCUCUGGAUUAGUAAGAAUCAUUAAUAUCUCUGCUAUGCCACAGCCCUGAAUGUUUUCACAUUUAAUCAUUUUACAACCACAAACUUCAAAGUGUUUUAUAGGAACUAAAAUGAUUUCAGUCUUUGCUGUUAUCUAAACCUUCCCAUAAGUUAACGUUCAAGUCUUCUUGUCUUUAGCUUCAUCCAUUUUCCAAAUAACUCUGACCAGCUUCACUGUCCCUGCCGAAGAAAAGCACCCCAACAGCAUGAUGCUGCCACCACCAUUUUAGGUGAUUUAUCAGGAUAACUGGUUGCACUGGAUUUGAUUUUGGAGUUCCAGGGUGUUUUUGACUCGGUUCGAUUAGGGACCAAAGUUGCAACAAAUUUUUUUUUCUUUUGUAUUUUCAGUCAUGUGCUAGGCAACCAACAAAGAUUUGUAACUAAUACAACACAAAAAAAAA
Poecilia reticulata (guppy) is the source of this 8401-nucleotide messenger RNA. It is a transcript of the gene map1aa, whose product is annotated as microtubule-associated protein 1Aa. Gene Ontology annotation, biological process: microtubule cytoskeleton organization; axonogenesis; dendrite development. The record is from RefSeq and is a predicted model, not a curated record. Gene Ontology annotation, cellular component: microtubule; synapse; microtubule associated complex. Gene Ontology annotation, molecular function: microtubule binding; actin binding. NCBI's taxonomy places the organism in Eukaryota, Metazoa, Chordata, Actinopteri, Cyprinodontiformes, Poeciliidae.